AUGUCGACAAAUAAACCUUAUGUGAAUACCGCCCAUGGUGACGGUCCAUGUUAUCUUGCGUUCUCGCGUGACGGAAAAGUAUGUUAUACUGGUGGAGAAGAUGGUAUCGUUCGACUCUGGCAGACGAGCAGAGGGCAAGAGCAGGAGCCAGAGACGGCCAUUGAAGCCUGUGAUACUAUCACUUGUCUCGCAGCAGGAAACAAGACGUGGUUCUCGGGGAGUGGUGAUUCGGAUGUUAGAGAGUAUCACGGCGCACAAACGGAAUUGAAGGAACAUGUCACUGGUGCGGCGGGCGUGCCGAUUCGAUGUGUGGCUGUGGAUCCGAAAGGAGAGAGGAUUGCGGUAACAUCUGACGAGCUAGCCGUGAAGGUGAUUGAAAUCGAGGUCGCAACGAACAUCAAGUUGUUGGCAGGACAUACAGCGGGCGUACGACGCGUGACAUGGCAUCCUUCAGGGAGCUUACUGACAACAAGUGGAGGUGAUGGAAGAAUAUGCGUCUGGGAUGUGACAAAGGAUGAGCCGGAAGAGAUACAGCCUAUUGAGGGCAUCAUUCCCGCAAUCAGAGAUACAGCUGCCCCGGAGUUUUACCAUGACUGCUCGGCUGUUUGGCACCCGUCCGGGGACUACUUCGUCGUUGCAACUCGUACCCACGACAUUGUCACGAUCUCGAAGGAGACGUGGGAGAAGACCUCUACUUUCUCGGAUGAUACUUGCACGGGGGCUACCACCGCACUCGCCAUGUCCCCGAACGGCGUUUAUUUGGCCACAGCUAACAACGACAAAGUCUUCAUCUGGUCAACUCAAACACGGAGAUUGCUUUUUACGUCCAAACACCCCAUCGAAGGCACGAUCAACCAAAUGGCAUGGUCGCCUACCACCAACCUCUUGGCCUGGACGACAAACACCGGUACACUUUACCGAUGGGCUGACACCAUUCCUUCCACCUCACCAAGUCCGGUGAAGACCGUAUCAUCUACAGCCACUACUCGUCCGGUCAAGCGCAGUACAGGGCUAGACUUAUUUGCUACUGACAUUGAUGACGACGGUGCGGCCCCAGUUGAAAAGGAUGCAGACGAUGUGGACAUGGACGAUCCAUUUGCGAAUGACGACUGGAUAUUGGAUGAUGUUGGGGAUGGAAUGGCGGAUGCUGGAGAGGAAAAGAGCAGGGGCGGAUUUGUCAGGGAGAUGGUGAGUGUGACAAAGGCACAGCCUGCUUUCCAAUCGGGGUCGACGCCUAUGGAUAACAAAAAACGCUACCUAACAUACAAUAUGGUCGGUGUUAUCGAGGUUACAGACCAAGAUACACACCACAUUGUCAACGUCGAAUUUCACGACCGGUCAGCACGGAAAGCAUACCACUUCACAGACCACAACAAAUACCAUUUAGGAGUAUUAGGCGAGCGUGGAGCCCUUUAUGCUUCAGCACCGGAGGGUCAACAUGCUGCCCAUGUACACUACAAGCCCUACGGUAUCUGGGCCGCACAAGGCGAAUGGACUUACGAACUCGAUGAGGACGUUCACGUCCUAGGAAUUGCAGCCGGAGGGCCAGCACCCACAAAAUCUUACCGCGUUUUACGGGACUCAGAUUUACAGGGCAAUGGGAACGUGGUGAUUGCGACGAGUGAGAAUGAGCUGACGUUCUUGAGCGGCAGUGGGAUCGAGAGAUGUUCGGUAGGCUUGAACGGCGACUUUUUGAGCAUGGUGGCGGGACCGGAGUGGGUGUUUGUAGUACAUAGGGAUGGGUCGACGACGAUGGAUGGUUCGCAGAGCUUGAUGUGCACGCUGUACGACUUUGAAGACCUUUCGGUGUUGCAGAACUGUAAACUCCCUCUGCGAAAGGGUCUCACAUUGAAAUGGAUCGGUAUUUCUGACGAAGGGGCACCAGUCAUGUACGACUCGGCUGGUGUGAUGUAUAUCAUGCCUCGAUAUCGCAUACCGCUGCGUGCCACUUGGGUUCGUCUGCUGGACACGAACAAAUUGGAAAGGAAGCAGGGCAAAGACGAGUCGUAUUGGCCUGUUGGAGUGACGAAGGAUACAUUCAUGUGCUUGAUUUUGAAGGGACGGCAAGAGCACCCAAGUUUCCCUCGGCCACUGAUUCAAGAGCUACCUCUGCGUCUGCCUUUCCGUCGCAAGGACCCAAUAGAAGGACCCCUUGAAGAGAAUGUUGCUCGAGAAUCUAUGAUGAUCCAGAUGGUGUUGGACUCUCUCGGUGACGACCUCUACACCGACGAACUCUCUCGACGUGAGCUCGAGCUCGACAAAGACAUAAUCAAGCUCAUUCAAAACGCCUGCAAAUCCGACCGUAACCCCCGAGUCCUCGAACUCUGUCGGAUGUUGCACCACACUUCCUCCUUCGACAUGGCCAUCAAAGUCGCUAUCUUCUACCGCCAGACAGGGUUGCAGGAAAAGAUCCAGGUGCUGAAGGACGACCGAGAGGAUGGAGAUCGGUUGGUCGAGGCCAGAGAUAAACGAAGGAGAUGGACGAGCGAUCAUGAUGCCGUUCCGCCGCCGAGAUUACCCCCGGCUGAUGCGAAUGGUUCUAGAGGUGGGAGGUCGAAUCUGCUCCAGGAUUUUGCACCACCGCCAGCGGCGCAUCGACCGGGUCUUGCGAAGGCGACACCGAUCGUUGUUCCAAAGAAAAAUGAGAACGAGGACGGCCCUGGUUGGGUUCUCCGUGGUCGAGAAGGGAAUGGAGAAGGGAAGCGAAAGGGAACGUCUGAGGACGAUGCAAUGGUUGUUGACGCUGACUCGCCGGAUGGAGCCAAGCGUAGAAGGAUGGAUGAGGAACCAACGCAGACUCAGACCCAGGCUGACGAGGACACGACCCUGCCUGCCCCGACCAAAUUGAAAACUAACAAUCCCUUCGCUAAGAAGACACAAAGUGGUAAUCCAUUCGGGCGCCAGAAAUCCCUGCAAAAGAGCGAGACUUUCUACGACAAGGUCGAAGACGCAGAGACGGGCAACAGACCAAAGAGUGCGUCUGUUGCCCCUGUUGAUUUUCGUGGCUUUCUCUGA
This is a messenger RNA of Stereum hirsutum FP-91666 SS1, 3015 nucleotides long. Its product is annotated as WD40 repeat-like protein. The coding region runs from base 1 to 3015 and encodes 1004 amino acids. Gene Ontology annotation, biological process: DNA repair; DNA-templated DNA replication; mitotic cell cycle. Gene Ontology annotation, cellular component: nuclear replication fork. The transcript has 16 exons. Gene Ontology annotation, molecular function: chromatin binding; protein binding. NCBI's taxonomy places the organism in Eukaryota, Fungi, Basidiomycota, Agaricomycetes, Russulales, Stereaceae. The record is from RefSeq and is a predicted model, not a curated record.